Messenger RNA from Pangasianodon hypophthalmus (striped catfish), 3255 nucleotides. It is a transcript of the gene tmtc3, whose product is annotated as transmembrane O-mannosyltransferase targeting cadherins 3. NCBI's taxonomy places the organism in Eukaryota, Metazoa, Chordata, Actinopteri, Siluriformes, Pangasiidae. Bases 189 to 2957 code for a protein of 922 amino acids. The record is from RefSeq and is a predicted model, not a curated record. Gene Ontology annotation, cellular component: endoplasmic reticulum. The transcript has 14 exons. Gene Ontology annotation, molecular function: mannosyltransferase activity; protein binding. Gene Ontology annotation, biological process: protein O-linked glycosylation via mannose.
UGUGCACAUGGCGGCGCUCGCGCUCUGUGACCCGGAUGCAGUUUUCACGGUCAGCGAGCUGCUUCUCGGGCUGCUGUUAUCAAAUAAAAGGUGUUCGUCUGCUGAAAAUACGCGCUUAUACACAUAAAAUACACACAGAACCGUUUCUCAAAACCAUGCCAAGUGCUCAAUGAGGUGUCCGGGUGACGAUGGCUGUGGUGUCGCGGAAGGAAACGUGUCUGCUUGCUGCGCUGGUGGUGGGCUGCUACUGGAACAGCCUGCUGUGUGGCUUCGUGUUCGACGACGUCUCCGCCAUCUUGGAUAACAAGGACCUUCGUCCCUCGACGCCGAUUGAGAACCUGUUCCUCAAUGACUUCUGGGGGACCCCCAUGUCAGAGGAGCGGAGCCAUAAAUCCUACAGGCCGCUCACUGUGCUCACCUUUCGCCUGAACUACCUGCUGAGCGAGCUGAGUCCAGCCUCCUACCACCUGUUCAACAUGAUUCUUCACGUGGCCGUGUGCGUCCUCUUCCUGCGCUUCUGCCGCCUGCUGAUGGACCGCACGACCAGCCUGGUGGCCGCGCUGCUGUUCGCCGUCCAUCCGAUCCACACCGAGGCUGUCACAGGUGUCGUGGGGAGAGCCGAACUGCUGUCCUCAAUCUUUCUCCUGGCGGCUUUCCUGGCGUACACCAAGUCGAAAGGCGCGGAUCGCUCCAUCGUGUGGACGCCCAUCGUAGUGACGGUGCUCCUUGUGGCCGUUGCGACGCUGUGUAAGGAGCAGGGAAUCACUGUGAUCGGGAUAUGCUGUGUGUACGAAGUGUUUGUAGCCCAAGGGUUCACGUUGCCCCUGCUGAUCGAGACGGCGCUGCAGGUGGUACGAGGGAAGGACAUUUUUCCCUAUGCGGUGCUGCAGACCUUGCUGAAGCUGGUGGUGCUGGUCAUCAGCACGCUGCUGCUGGUCAUAGUGCGAGUACAGGUCAUCCAGUCGCAGCUGCCCGUCUUCACCAGGUUCGAUAACCCGGCAGCCGUCAGCUCCACGCCGGCCCGGCAGCUCACCUUCAACUACCUGCUUCCUGUGAACGGCUGGCUCCUGCUCAACCCGUCGGAGCUGUGCUGUGACUGGACCAUGGGCACCAUUCCUCUGGUGGAAUCUGUACUAGACCCGCGCAAUCUGGCAACCCUGGCCUUCUACGUGCUGCUGGGACUCCUGGCUUAUCACAGCCUGCGCCACGCCCACAGCUCCGCCAAGACCGUCCUCAUGGGUCUCUCUCUGAUUGUUCUCCCGUUCAUCCCAGCGUCCAAUCUGUUCUUCCCCGUGGGCUUCGUGGUGGCCGAGCGCGUGCUUUACGUUCCCAGCAUGGGCUUCUGUGUCCUGGUGGCUCACGGUUUCAAGAGCCUGGCAUUGCGAGGGGCUCUGAAGAAAGUCUCCUGGUUGUUUAUGGGCAUUCUUCUAAUGACGCACGCUGUGAAGACGUUCUACAGGACCUGGGACUGGGAGUCGGAGUACACCCUGUUCACCUCUGCCCUAAAAGUGAACAAGAACAAUGCAAAACUCUGGAACAAUGUCGGCCACGCUUUGGAGAACCAGAACGAUUAUGAGCGAGCGCUCAGAUAUUUCCUCCAGGCUACAAGAGUACAACCAGACGAUAUCGGUGCCCACAUGAACGUUGGAAGAACUUACAAGAAUCUCAAUCGAUCCAAAGAGGCUGAAGAAGCAUAUCUGGUUGCAAAAUCUCUUAUGCCACAGGUAAUUCCAGGAAAGAAGUAUGCGACUCGCGUAGCCCCUAACCACCUGAAUGUGUAUAUCAACCUAGCAAACCUGAUCCGAGCCAACGACUCGCGGCUGGAGGAAGCGGACCAGCUGUACAGGCAAGCCAUCAGCAUGAGGCCCGACUUCAAACAAGCCUACAUCAGCAGAGGUGAACUCCUGCUGAAGAUGAACAAGCCCAGCGAGGCAAAGGACGCCUACUUGCGCGCGUUAGAGCUGGACCAUACCAACGCUGAUCUGUGGUACAACCUGGCCAUCGUUAACAUCGAGAUGAAGGAUCCUUCGGAAGCGCUGAGGAACUUCAACCGAGCGCUGGAUCUCAACCCACGUCACAAACUUGCCCUUUUCAACUCGGCACUGCUAAUGCAGGAAUCCGGUGAGGUCAAGCUUCGCCCUGAAGCAAACCGCCGCUUCCUGAGCUACGUGGAGGAGGAACCCAACGAUGCCAACGGCUACUUCAACCUGGGCAUGCUGGCCAUGGAUGCUGAGGAAAAUGAAGCGGCGGAACGCUGGAUGCGCAAAGCCAUCGCGCUGCAGCCUGGCUUCCGCAGUGCCCUGUUCAACCUGGCGCUGCUGCUGGCGCAGGGGAAGCGUGAGCGAGAUGCACUGGCAGUGCUGGACGAGCUGCUGCACCACCACCCUGAGCACUCCAAGGGCCUUAUCCUGAAAGGCGACAUUCUCAUGAACCAGCUGAAGGACACUCGCGGCGCACGGGAAGCCUUCGAGCGCAUCCUGCGUUCUGACCCGGGAAACGUUCAGGCCAAGCACAACCUGUGUGUGGUGUACUUUGAGGAGCGUCAGCUGGCACGGGCGGAGCAGUGUCUGCAGGAGACGCUGGCCAUGGCACCGCACGAGGAGUACGUACAACGCCACCUCGCCAUCGUCCGCGCCAAAAUGGCCGCCAUGAGUGCCGCCGGAAAGCCACUGGCACCAGCAGAGGGGGCUGAGGUACCGGCAAAACAGCAGAAGCAGGCUGAGAGAGAGGAAGAGGAGGAUGCAGUGGGAGCAGGGGAAGAGGCAGGGGGAGAGAAGAAUUUGCGGAAAUCCUCCCACGCUGAAAACUCCAGCGGCCGGGAGAAGAAGCUGGACGCCGGCCAAGCCGGCAAGCGGACUAAGAGCAAAUCCACGCAAGAGAUUAAAGACAUAGAAAAGAAAAGGGAGGCGGCGUUAAAGAGACUGGAGGAGAUCGAGCGCAUAUUAAGCAGUGAUUAACCUUGUUUUUUUUUUAACUGCCUCCAGACUACUUUUAUAGAUCUAUUUAAAGCACAGGGAGGAGGAUUUGUGAGGUUUCCAAAACAAGAGAUUGUUUAUGCAUUCGUUUGAGAACACGGGUGUUUUGGGUUUGAAUUGGCUUUUUAAUGUGAGGCAGAGUCACGCUUCUUGUGACUUUUGAGUACAAAUCAGGUGAGCAAUCCUGAGUUAGGAGAAAAGCACAAAAUUAGGUACUUUUUUUAAUGACUUAAAGAUCCUGAAUGCCUAAGUGCUAUCUAUAUGUGUAUAUAUGUAUUUU